Molecule: messenger RNA, 459 nt
Organism: Colletotrichum graminicola M1.001
Lineage: Eukaryota; Fungi; Ascomycota; Sordariomycetes; Glomerellales; Glomerellaceae
Exons: 2
Coding region: 1-459 (152 amino acids)
Source: RefSeq, a predicted model, not a curated record
AUGGCCCACUCAGGCAACGCGAGCUCCGGCUCUGGAGAAGGCCAUCGUGGAGGCGUCUGUCUCGCGGAGCAUUCUCCCCUGUUCCCUGCUACUCGCCAGUCGUUCGAAUCGACACCGUCUUCAACGGAUGGCACUGCCCGCGACUCCAAGUCGUCGUCUGACGUCUUCACCGCCGAUCUUUCUAACCAGAUGUCGCAGCUUCACCCCGGAGACUACCAGCUACCUCAGCCUCCCAAGUUCCAGCAGGCAAAGUUCACUUUCAACGACGGUCGGGAAGGUUCUAAGCACGUCUCGAACGUUCAGACUCCCGGCAAUUUCUCCGCUGGAAAGGCGUCUGUCCGUUCUGAAGGAACUGUCUUUGCGACUCCUGUUGGCCGUUCUGUCAUCGAGCCCACUGCUUCUGGCUAUCGAUCUGACGAAGAAGAUCACCGCAGAGAUGGCUACCCACUGCCAAAUUGA